UUUUAUUUCGCACCUGUGUAGCAGUGUUUGACCUGAAUUUGCAUUUGGCAGGUGAUGGACGUUGCAACGGAAGUGCCGUUUUUGUCUCUUCCUCACUCGGAGAAAGCUUCACACCGUGCUGAUGCAAAAAGCCUCCGAUAAACAAUUGUUUCCAGAAAGUGCAGACAAACACUCACUCGAUUGACAGCGUCGACAUAUCUAACCGGCAAACGCUUGCCAGUACCGAGCAUCCAACCUAACCUCAGCAAAAUGCACCCCAUUCAACGCCCCAGGCGCAAAGCGCAAUGAGGGAGCAGAUAUUCAAAGUGACAAACCCCCAAGUCACUAAGUCAAUCAGCCACCCGGGCGCUCAACAAUGCGGUAAAUUCUUCAUCAACUCAUCCAACUCUGUCUGUGGCGCUUGUCGCACUCCUUGCCAAGCACCACACAUCACCAUCAAAACCUCAGGUGCAAAAUCUUAAGUAACGAAACUUUCCCCUUUUUGCCGGCAGGAAUGGCACCGCAUGGCAACGGGUAGCAGAGGACUUUCUUCCAGCCGUCUCUACCAAAAGGGCUCCGGAAGGGCGAAAGAAACGGAGCUGCAAUGCAAAAGAUAACAAAAGAGGAACAAACAAAAACUAUCUGAUCGAUGCAAUGCUGGCCGUGGUUGCAGAAUGAGCAAAAGAGAAUUCAAAAAGGGACAAGUAAUAACUUUCCAUCGUCCAGGGUCCAAGGGGUUUGUGGUCGUGUGGCCGCUUUUUCACAGGGUUGUAAAAUCCUCUUCACUUUAUCCCUUUCAUGGUCUCGCCGUGCAGUAAUGUGACCGAUAAAUGAGAUGUGUUGUUGUUGCUCGUUUGGUGAGCAGUACAGCGUGUAAACAGGAAAAGAGGGAGAAGGGUCGCCGGGCACGUGGAAGACACUUUCGUCGGUUUCACUUUCUUUGGCCGGAAUUUCGCGAACCGGAGCCCUUUCGCGGUUGCAGUAGAGGCAGUUCCCGAUCAGUCUGUAACGGUGCGCGAGCUUGAGCGGAGUACCGAACCAGCAAUUCUCAGUCUGUUCCGGAAGCGGUGUACCGAUCGGGAGGUGAUAGUUUGGUGUGAACAACGUUGCAGUUUGGUGUGGAACGAACGAAAGUGAAAAGUGAAGCAAGAUGAGUAACUACGUGGAAAGAAUGUCGGUGCAGUACCACAAUUUCUCGCAAGGAGCAGAUCCUCUUAUCGACAGCUGGCCACUGAUGCAGACGCCCACACCGAUCCUCACAAUCUCGGGCCUCUAUCUACUAUUCGUCCUUUGGAUCGGUCCCCGGUGGAUGGAGCAUCGGAAACCGAUCGAGCUGCGGCGCACACUGAUCGUGUACAAUGCGGCCCAAGUCAUCAUCUCGACCGCGUUCUGUCUGACGCCAUUCUUUACCGGGCUGUUUGGACAGUACAUGUCGAUGUCCUGCGGUGAACCAAUGACUGGCAUUAGCAAAGAGCUCCAGCUGUCGGUAUGGAACGGUGCCUGGAUGUAUCUGCUUCUCAAAAUCAUUGAGCUGCUCGAUACCGUAUUCUUCGUGCUGCGCAAGAAACAGAACCAGGUAUCAUUUCUGCACGUCUACCAUCACACAAUAAUGGUGCUGUUUACGUGGUUCUAUCUGAAGUACAUUCCCGGUACGCAAGCAGCCUUUAUCGGUGUGCUGAACUCGUUCGUACACAUCUUCAUGUACACGUACUACCUACUGGCGGCCCUCGGACCGCAGUCGCCCAAGGAGAAGAAGCUCUGGGACCAGAAGUACCUGUUCUGGAAGCGCCAUCUGACGACGCUGCAGCUCCUUCAGUUCGGCAUUAUGCUGUGCUAUUUCGUGCUGAUCAACAGCAUGCAGUGCCAGGUGCCGCGUGCACUGACGUACUUUUUCGUCAGCAACAUUACGAUCUUUCUGUUUCUGUUCAUCAACUUCUACCGGCAGGCGUACAGGAAGCGGCCCGCUACUGUGAAGGCGGACUAAACUCGACCAAUUGGGUUGGAUUUCAGUAAUGUUUAAACGUGUUUUAUUUAUUUGCUAAACCAGUCAUCAGCUGUCCCUUAGUGCUGUAAUAGCUUAGAAAAAGAAAAUAAACUCUACUGCUUAAACUGUAA
Anopheles arabiensis is the source of this 2094-nucleotide messenger RNA. RefSeq names its product elongation of very long chain fatty acids protein 4 (gene bond). NCBI's taxonomy places the organism in Eukaryota, Metazoa, Arthropoda, Insecta, Diptera, Culicidae. The record is from RefSeq and is a predicted model, not a curated record. The coding region runs from base 1130 to 1963 and encodes 277 amino acids. Gene Ontology annotation, biological process: fatty acid elongation, monounsaturated fatty acid; sphingolipid biosynthetic process; fatty acid elongation, saturated fatty acid. Gene Ontology annotation, molecular function: fatty acid elongase activity. The transcript is spliced from 5 exons. Gene Ontology annotation, cellular component: endoplasmic reticulum membrane.